Messenger RNA from Metarhizium brunneum ARSEF 3297, 1083 nucleotides. RefSeq names its product Dehydrogenase RED2. NCBI's taxonomy places the organism in Eukaryota, Fungi, Ascomycota, Sordariomycetes, Hypocreales, Clavicipitaceae. Gene Ontology annotation, molecular function: oxidoreductase activity, acting on the CH-OH group of donors, NAD or NADP as acceptor. The record is from RefSeq and is a predicted model, not a curated record.
AUGUCGCUUUUAUAUUCCCUGCACGACUCCUUCAUCGGCAAAUCCCUCGGUACUGUUGCCGGCAGCCUUCUAAACCCAGUCGUCCCCGGCGCUUUACUUCUUUUUCUCGAGAAAGCACCACAGGAGACUAUCCAGCAUCUCCUUACCCGGGCCUCGCUUCCGCCCAACCAUGACUUGACGCUUGCCAAGUCCAUCCUCCAAGCGCUCCUCGCCAUUGGCACGCUGCGCUAUGUGAACGCGAAGCUCACUUCCAUGGCUGCGAAUUCAUGGCGAUUAGGCGGCGCGCCGGGCUGGGACUGGCCCAACGAGAUUGCUGUUGUUACUGGUGGUUGCAGCGGUAUCGGUCUUGCUAUUGUGCAAAAGCUCAUUGCCGCACGUGUCAAAGUCGCCGUCUUUGAUAUCCAACCUCUGCCCAAGCAACUUCAAGGCAGCCCCAACGUUCGCUUCUACAAAUGCGACGUCACGUCUGCUGCGUCGAUCGCCGAUGCGGCGGCUGGUGUACGUGGCGACUUUGGAGAGCCCACCAUUCUGGUGAACAAUGCUGGCAUUGCAGUGCCAAAGUCUAUUCUCGACAUUGAAGAGAAGGCGCUUAAGAAGAUCUUUGCCAUCAACACCAUGAGUCACUGGCUCACCGUCCAGCAGUUCCUGCCCAGCAUGAUCAAAGCCAACAAGGGCCACAUUGUCACCAUGGCUAGUGUCGCAUCCUUUGUAGGGCUUCCAGGUCAUGCCGACUACGGAUCUACCAAAGCAUCUGCUCUUGCAUUCCAUGAAGCGCUUCAAGUCGAGCUCAAGCACGUGUACGGCGCGCCAAAUGUCAUGACCACUAUUGUGCACCCAAACUUUGUGGCCACGCCGCUAGUGGAAGACUUUAAGGGCCAUCUGAAGAGCUCGGGCGUAACGUUUCUCACACCGGAGCAGGUGGCCCAAGACACAGUGGCCCAGAUCUUCGAUAGGAAGGGUGGACAAGUUGUUGUUCCCAAAUCUUCUGGCAUCGCCUCGGCAGUUCGAGGCUGGCCAUUAUGGCUGCAGGUCAUUAUUCACGACUUUCUAGGAGCGAAUGCCAAGAGGAUGAAUAGUAAGUAG